This is a messenger RNA of Pan troglodytes (chimpanzee), 1996 nucleotides long. It is a transcript of the gene SERPINI1, whose product is annotated as serpin family I member 1. Bases 525 to 1757 code for a protein of 410 amino acids. Gene Ontology annotation, biological process: negative regulation of endopeptidase activity. Lineage: Eukaryota; Metazoa; Chordata; Mammalia; Primates; Hominidae. Gene Ontology annotation, molecular function: serine-type endopeptidase inhibitor activity. The transcript has 9 exons. The record is from RefSeq and is a predicted model, not a curated record.
GGGGGAGGAGCAACAGCUGCCAAAUUCGCCAACUAGAGGAGGGAGAGGCGGAGCUUGGGUCCCUGUAGAAGCCAGAGGCGCAGUCUGGACUGUAGUUUCCCGGGAGAGACGAAAGCAGGAACGAGAGCGGAGCGGAGCACAGUCCGCCGAGCACAAGCUCCAGCAUCCCGUCAGGGGUUGCAGGUGUGUGGGAGGUAAGCGUGGGUCCUUCUUCGGGGCGUCUGCACUGCCCUGGAGAAAACGUCUUCCAAUAGGAAUUACAUCAAGACACAGCUAAAAGAGUCCGCCUGGGGUUAGGAAACCGGUGCAAAACCUCUCGGGUGAAAGAUUUACAUUUUUCGACUUUAAGGGCAAAAAAGCAAAAGGAAGCUUGACUCUGGGUAUAAAGGGCGUGGUUAGUGUUUUUGGUUUGAGUUGCACCAGUAAAACUGUUCUGGGAGAUCUGAAGAUUGAGAAAAAUCCUGCUAGUUGAGGACGAGGUGGAUGUUAUCUGGUGGAUGUUAUAGGCUUGAAACUGUUACAAUAUGGCUUUCCUUGGACUCUUCUCUUUGCUGGUUCUGCAAAGUAUGGCUACAGCGGCCACUUUCCCUGAGGAAGCCAUUGCUGACUUGUCAGUGAAUAUGUAUAAUCGUCUUAGAGCCACUGGUGAAGAUGAAAAUAUUCUCUUCUCUCCAUUGAGUAUUGCUCUUGCAAUGGGAAUGAUGGAACUUGGGGCCCAAGGAUCUACCCAGAAAGAAAUCCGCCACUCAAUGGGAUAUGACAGCCUAAAAAAUGGUGAAGAAUUUUCUUUCUUGAAGGAGUUUUCAAACAUGGUAACUGCUAAAGAGAGCCAGUAUGUGAUGAAAAUUGCCAAUUCCUUGUUUGUGCAAAAUGGAUUUCAUGUCAAUGAGGAGUUUUUGCAAAUGAUGAAAAAAUAUUUUAAUGCAGAAGUAAAUCAUGUGGACUUCAGUCAAAAUGUAGCCGUGGCCAACUACAUCAAUAAGUGGGUGGAGAAUAACACAAACAAUCUGGUGAAAGAUUUGGUAUCCCCAAGGGAUUUUGAUGCUGCCACUUAUCUGGCCCUCAUUAAUGCUGUCUAUUUCAAAGGGAACUGGAAGUCACAGUUUAGGCCUGAAAAUACUAGAACCUUUUCUUUCACUAAAGAUGAUGAAAGUGAAGUCCAAAUUCCAAUGAUGUAUCAGCAAGGAGAAUUUUAUUAUGGGGAAUUUAGUGAUGGCUCCAAUGAAGCUGGUGGUAUCUACCAAGUCCUAGAAAUACCAUAUGAAGGAGAUGAAAUAAGCAUGAUGCUGGUGCUGUCCAGACAGGAAGUUCCUCUUGCUACUCUGGAGCCAUUAGUCAAAGCACAGCUGAUUGAAGAAUGGGCAAACUCUGUGAAGAAGCAAAAAGUAGAAGUAUACCUGCCCAGGUUCACAGUGGAACAGGAAAUUGAUUUAAAAGAUGUUUUGAAGGCUCUUGGAAUAACUGAAAUUUUCAUCAAAGAUGCAAAUUUGACAGGCCUCUCUGAUAAUAAGGAGAUUUUUCUUUCCAAAGCAAUUCACAAGUCCUUCCUAGAGGUUAAUGAAGAAGGCUCAGAAGCUGCUGCUGUCUCAGGAAUGAUUGCAAUUAGUAGGAUGGCUGUGCUGUAUCCUCAAGUUAUUGUCGACCAUCCAUUUUUCUUUCUUAUCAGAAACAGGAGAACUGGUACAAUUCUAUUCAUGGGACGAGUCAUGCAUCCUGAAACAAUGAACACAAGUGGACAUGAUUUCGAAGAACUUUAAGUUACUUUAUUUGAAUAACAAGGAAAACAGUAACUAAGCACAUUAUGUUUGCAACUGGUAUAUAUUUAGGAUUUGUGUUUUACAGUAUAUCUUAAGAUAAUAUUUAAAAUAGUUCCAGAUAAAAACAAUAUAUGUAAAUUAUAAGUAACUUGUCAAGGAAUGUUAUCAGUAUUAAGCUAAUGGUCCUGUUAUGUCAUUGUGUUUGUGUGCUGUUGUUUAAAAUAAAAGUACCUAUUGAA